ACCAACCGUAUAACAUUGUUAUACAUACAGAUACCCGAGUGAUUAAAGCAGCUGGCGCCCGAAAAAUCAAUAAACUUACCAAACUUCUACGUGGACAGUGAUAUUUCAGUGAAAAUGCGCAAUAUGUUGUCCCGGUCGCAAAGUCUUAAAAUGCUGAUUUACAUGCUCCUUCUGGUGUCGGGGGGCUCGCAGGUGCAGUCCUAUGGCUCGAAGGAUAACAUUUUCGCUGAUGUUCUGCUAACGGAUCUGCUCAAUCGCAUGGAUAACGACAUGCAGGUAGGCUACUACGAUGUGGACAAUGAUGGCGAUAUGGCAGCCGUUGCGCCCAAGGACAAUGUGGAUCUCGUCUCUCGAUCAGAGUAUUCCAGGCUGUGCGAUGGCGGCAGCGACUGUGUGCUGCAGUCGGCUGUCAACUCGAAUCCCUCGCUGCGGGAUCACGAAUUCCUGCAGCACAGCUCGCUUUGGGGUCACCAGUUCAUCUCGGGCGGCAUGGGCGAGGGGCCCAACCGGUUCAACAAUAUUGUGAAGAACGAUGCUGGCUUGCCAGCCUACUGCAAUCCACCCAAUCCCUGCCCUGAGGGCUAUGACAUGGACUCCCAGGGAGGCAGCUGCCUAAUGGACUUUGAAAACACGGCCAUCUUCAGUCGCGAGUUCCAGGCUGCCCAGGACUGCACCUGCGACAACGAGCAUAUGUUCGACUGCUCGGAGCAGGACAGUGCCGAUUCUGGCUCGGACAAAGGCGACCUCAACUCGGCCGUGGAGCAGUACAUCCUCCAGAUGGGCCAGGAGAAUAGCCUCAACAAUGUCAACAGUUUGGUAAAGAAGGCCGGCUAUCCGGCCAUGCCCGAUCCACGCAUGGACGCUGUCAUGAAUCCGUUCCUCCAGGGCGAUCGCCUGCCCAUAGCCGCCAAGAAGGGCAACAUGCUCUUCCACUAAGCGAUUGGGUGUUGGGUCCUCACGUAAACUCAUACAUCUACGAAGCAUAUUUAAUUCGUUUUCGGUAUUUGGGUGUCUACUACUAUUAUUAGCUAUCAUAGUUGGUUAUUAAUGUUGUCCCGCUCAGUGGAGCUUCCAAGCAGAGUCUAUACAAAUAUUUACAGUCCCCAUACUACACCACCAAAUAAAGUUAUUCAUAUUAAACGAGGGCUCAAAGCCAGAAACAACAA
Messenger RNA from Drosophila pseudoobscura, 1166 nucleotides. RefSeq names its product Secretogranin_V domain-containing protein 7B2 (gene 7B2). The transcript has 2 exons. Gene Ontology annotation, biological process: neuropeptide signaling pathway; regulation of hormone secretion. Bases 115 to 936 code for a protein of 273 amino acids. The record is from RefSeq and is a predicted model, not a curated record. Gene Ontology annotation, molecular function: enzyme regulator activity. Lineage: Eukaryota; Metazoa; Arthropoda; Insecta; Diptera; Drosophilidae. Gene Ontology annotation, cellular component: secretory granule.